CUGCUUGUCAGAAGGUCGCAAAAGGUGAUCACAUGAUUCCAGGACACUGCAGCCAUCAAAAAACCACUUUUUUCAAUGAUGUCAUUGAAUGGUUAUUCAAUGGUCAUUGAAUGAAUUGUUGUAAGUCGAGGACUACCUUGUACUACAGUAUCUCUUUUACAGGGUUGAGAUAGAACAUAUCUAUAGUCCCAGUCCUGAAUGCUUAGAAGUCACCCCCAACCGAAUUGAACAGGACUCAGUUCCCACUGAGUAGCCAACCAAUGGCCCUCGCGUGCUCUGGAAUACAAAUCCCAUCGGUCGCAUUGGCUGGACUUGAAGGGAUGGAUGUUCAAGAGUUCAACAUGCCUAGAGGGCGCUCGGUGGAGAAAGCCGGUGCCUAAAGCCUCGCGAGGCGUGGCCAAAGCGGAGAAGGGAAAUCGAAAGUAGAACAUAAGAGUUCUCGAUUUAGGAGCCGGAGGAAGAUGGCCGAGGGCGAAGUUGUUUACCGCUUUCCGCUUGUGGUCGAGGGGAACUGGGAUUGCAGCCUGAGCAAAUCUCUGAAAAACAAGCUCCUCUGUUACUUCCAAAGCCCGAAGAGAUCGGGAGGAGGGGAAUGCAAGAUCCACGUGGAUCCCGGCAGAGAAAAGCAGAUAACGGUGUAUUUCGCUCAGGAAGAUGUGAGACAGAGUGUUCUUAAUAUUAAGAGCCAUGAACUCAGUCUGCCAGGAAUGAAGACACUGAAGUUAACAGUCUCUCUGCCUUCAGCAGAAGGAGCACCUAAUAAAAAUGUGCCACUGGAAGAACAAGAUCCAAGCCAGAUGCCUGUUGUAGCUAAAGAAUCCCAUCAAUUUGGUGAACAGUCUUUUGUAAACUACAGUUCAUAUGAUGCUUCAGAUUAUGCAGAAAAGGAGGCAGGAAGAAUGGCCAUCCAGGAGGGCUUCAGUGUGGUGGUAACAACAGAUGCAGGCAGUGAAAUUCAGACCUACAUCUUGGAGCUAUACUUUGAGAAUAAGAGACAUUCUGGCGGGGGGCCCAUUAAGUCCUGCCUUAAAGAUGGACAACAAUUCAUCGUCACCUUUGAAAAUGAAGCAGAUGCUCGAGAGGUUUUGCAAAGAGAUCAUCACCAAAUAAGUAAAAUUGUACUUCAUGUCAAAAAAUACCAGCAGGAAUUGAAGCCAGAUCCAUCUGAGACAUCAUCUUCUCUAGUCGUUCUUGAAAAUGUGCCAGAGACUAUGAUUGAGUGUAUGCUCAUUCUGUUGGUAGAGACUGUGAGUGGCCUUUCAGAAGAAGAUAAGGAUUUUGAUGUGGAAAUGGUGCCUGAGUGCAGUGCGGCUGUCAUCACUUUUAUCAAGCCUAUUGAAACAGACACAUUUAUCAAAACGUUCAACCAAUACCACAGAGUUCAGCAACAAAAGAUUUCAGCUCGAUCUUUGGAAAUGCCUAAAAGCAUUUUGGUUGAAAAUAUUCCCCCUGAUAUUCCUGAAGACUAUAUUGUUAUCUAUUUUGAAAGCAAAAAGCAUGGUGGCGGUCUGGUGCUGGAAAACAGCUACAUUCCUGAAGACAAUUCUGCCAUAAUUACAUUUCACGAUAGCAAAGUUGUAGCUACCAUCUUGCAGCGAAAGCAUUGUCUUAUGAAUGUCCCUGUUUCUGUUUAUCCAUACUAUAAAUCUUUGGGAGCUGCUGUAUAUGGGAAAGAAAGACUACAAAUUAAGAUGCCAGAUCCCUUCCCAGUGUCUGUUGACCCCUACCACUGGAGGUUUCUACAGCAGAAUUGUUUACUUCAGGAAAUAACACGCGAAAUGGCAGGCCAUUAUUGUGAGAUCAGAUGGCCUUCCGAGCUCUGUGCAAACCCCGAAAUUAUGGUGCAUCCUUCACAUGACUUGUCAAAGAGAAAACGAUCCUUGGUUAAGAUCUGGAAAGAAGAUGCUUUAACUGUUCUUACACAGAUCCUGUCACGGCAGAAAGUGAUCAAGCGUGAAAUGAAUUCGGAAUUGUGGGAAGCCGUAAGAAACAGUCUAGUAAAAGAUGACAUUUUGAUCAUAACAGAUGCCUCAAAGAGAGAAGUGGUUUUGGUGGGGGCAGCAGGCAGUGUAAAUGAUGCAGAGGAGGAAAUGAAGGUGCUCAUAGAAAAUGCUUGUAGAAAGAUGGAAAGAGAGAGAUUGACGAUAGAGGAAGCAAUAUCAAUUACUGCUUGCAAAUAUGCCAUUUUAUGCAAUUGUGAACUACAAGAGAAUAUUUGCUCAGCAUAUCCAGAGCUAAAGAUAACUUACGAUGCUUCCAAAGAACAUAUAAUUCUGCGUGGCCUACCUGCUGAAGUUUUUAAAAUAAAAAGUGACAUCCUUGAAAGAAUAUCCAGUAUGAUUCAGAAGCCCAUUGAUAUUCAUUCUAAUCUUCUUCUUUUUCUACAACAUGUUGAUAAUGAGUCUCUGUCUCGGCUGUUAUUCUGGAACCAAAAGAUAAAUGCCUACUAUGAACUCAGUGAAAAGUCUGUACUACUGUUUGGAGGAACUCUUCAGGACCUUCACAGAGCCGAGGAGGAACUAAAGAAAGAUCUGACUUUCCAAAGUAUUGAACUGGAGGACUGCACAGUUACAAAAAAGAAUGAAUGGCUGGAAUUAACAGAACAGUUGUACAAGGCAUAUAAUUGUUCAGGUGAAACCAUCAUAAUUCAAGAACAGGAAGGUGAAAUAGUCAUUGCAGGUUAUUUCAGAGAAGUGGCCACUGCCCAUCAGAAGCUCUCUGAUUUUGUUGACAACCAUACAUAUAUUCAGAGAAAUAUCAAAAGUAAGUCUGCUGCCGUGGUAAUGUAUGUACAACAGGAAAAGAGCCCAAAAUGGAUUAAUUUAAAUAGGCAAGGUGUAAAAAUAAAUUUUGGUACACUGAGAAGUCGCAGAGUGAUUUCCCUUGAAGGACCCAGAGUUGCAGUUCUGAAGGGAGUUGAGCUUUUUCAUAACAUCCUGUCUUCUCUCCAUGCUACUAGCAUAAUCAUUGAUAAACCAGGGGCCGAGUCAUUCUUCAAAGAACGAGAAGAAUUGUACAUUAAUGGUGCAAGACAAAGGUUUAACUGUUUGAUCAGGAUUCAGGAAAGCAAAGAAGAGGUUGAAGAAACUGGAGAAGAUGGGAAUGGCUAUGGAGAGAAGCAGCAGUCGUGCUAUGAAGUGAAACUAGGAAAUGGUAUUGUGGUAAUUCUUCAGAAAGCUGAUUUGACCCAGUGUUCGGCAGAUGUUAUAGUCAAUGCAUCCAAUGAAGAAUUGAUGCACAUUGGUGGUCUAGCAAGUAGGCUGCUGGAAGCAGCUGGUCCAGAGCUACAAAAGGAGUGUAAGGACCAAGUGAGGCAAUAUGGACCUUUGAAGACUGGUUGUGCAACAAUCACAAAUGCUGGGAAGCUGCCAUGUAAGCAGGUGAUUCAUGCUGUUGGACCAAGGUGGUGUAGUGCUGAAAAAGAAAAAUGCAUAAAGCUGUUAAAAAAAUCAGUGAGGGAAAGUUUAAAGCUAGCAGCCCGUUGUCAGCAUCGCUCCAUAGCCAUCCCUGCCAUAAGUUCUGGGAUUUUUGGGUUUCCAUUAAAAGAGUCUACCCACUCCAUUGUGACCGCCAUCAAAGAAAGCUUAGAAGAUUUUUCUGAGAACAGCUGCCUAAAACAGAUUUACCUCAUGGAUAUCAGAGAUGAUACUAUUCGAGCUUUCUCUGAAACCCUGAAUGAAGUGUUUGGGCCCUCACUUUCUACAACUUACCCAUUUUCCAAAACUAAGCAUACUACAGCCUACCCAUUUUCCAAAACUAAGCAUGCUACAACCUACCCAUUUUCCAAAACUAAGCAUUCUACUGCAAAAAUCCGAGCAGACCCUGAAACGGUGAUGACAGCUGAAGGCUUAAAAAUACUGCUUAAGAAGAAAGGAAUUGAAGAGGCAACAACUGAUGUGAUUGUCAAUAGUGUUGCCAGAGACUUGCAGCUGGACAAAGGACCACUUUCCAGGGCUCUUCUGGCCAAAGCAGGAGCAGAACUCCAAGUGGAAUUAACCCAAGAAGGUCAAGGGAAAGACAUCAAGGAAGGCUGUGUGCUCAAAACCAGUGGUUAUGCUCUGAGCUGCCGUCACGUUCUUCACGCUGUUUUACCUGCUUGGAAUCAAAAGAAGAAACUAGAAAACAAGAACUUAGGGGGCAUAAUUGAGGAAUGUCUGAAAGUCACCGAACAACUCUCGCUGAGCUCCAUCACCUUCCCAGCUAUUGGAACUGGAAAUCUUGGAUAUCCCAAAGAAUAUGUGGCUAAACUGUUUUUUGAUGAAGUUUUCAAAUUCAGUCAAGCUGAAAAUCCAAAGUCCCUUAAAGAAGUUCAUUUUGUGCUUCAUGCCAGUGAUACCACCACCGUCCAGGCAUUCAUGGAAGAAUUAAACAGUAGAUUGAGUGUAAGCCAAACAAGCUCCUCAAUGCCCAAAGCUUCAUCUGAGAAUUUUCAGCAGGAAAAUCAAGCUUUCUCUGAGCAAAGUUCAACUCUAAAAUAUGGAAAUCUUAAAACGCAAAUUGGCUCACUUGAGUUGCAGCUGGAACAGGGAGAUAUUACUAAACAGAUGACAGAUGCCAUCGUAAACAUAACCAAUCAAACAUUUAAUCUCCAAACUGGUGUUUCCAAAGCCAUUAUGGAAAGCGCUGGUCCAGAGGUGGUGAAAGAAUGUGCUGACCUGGCUUCCCAGCCACACAAUAACCUCAUAUGCACCCAAGGAGGAAACCUGUCUUGUAAAAAUAUAAUCCAUCUUGUGAACAGCAAUGAUAUCAAAAAGCAAGUCUCUCAAGCACUCAUGGAAUGUGAGCAGCGGCAAUUUACAUCUGUUGCGUUUCCAGCAAUUGGGACAGGAUAUGCAAAACGCGAUCCAGUUAUAGCAGCCGAUAGCAUGAUUGAUGCUAUAGUAGACUACGCAAGUACAACAUCUGCCCCCGGGGUGAGAGAGAUUAAAAUAAUCAUUUUUCAGUCACAUCUUCUAGAAGUGUUUUAUGCAAGCACGCAGAGAACAGAAGUUACAGCUAGUAAACCCAGUGGUGGUACGCGUACACAAAAAUCCUUUUUCUCAAAAGUAGCAGAAUUCUUUACCACCAAAAAACCUGCUGUGGAAUUAAAACCUGCCUUAGUUUUUGAGAGAACAGUUGAGCCAGCCGUUUUUCAGAUUUGUGGUGACCACUAUAACAAUGUGGAAAAUGCAGCAGCGUGGAUUAAGAAGCUGAUUUUUGAGUCCCAGAAUGAAUACACUAUCUCGGAUGAAUGGAUCUCUAACUUUGGAGAAAGCGAAUAUAAAAAACUGGAGGACCUCCAGGAAACGUUGCACAUUGCCCUUAAACUAGACAGUGAAGCUUCUCCUCCCUCGCUUUGUAUUUGUGGGAUAACUAAAGAUGUCUUGCAGGCCAGUAUGGAAAUACAGACAAUGAUCAGAAGGAUACGAGAAGAUAGAGAAGAAAAAUCCAAGGCAGAUCUUCUCACAAACCUUGUAUUGUGGCGGUAUGAAGACAAUGGACAAUACAGAACUUUUGACAGUCUGACCAAUAUGCAACUAGAAGCCGCAGCACAACAUCAGAGGCAGUAUGAGCUGACCAUAAACAAGAAGCGUUACAAAGUGGACCCCAGUAAAAUGCAGGCUGUCGAUGACCAGGGAACGUGCAUUACCCUUCGGCGUGUUGCAAAAGUAGAAGAUAAUCCAGCAACUGCAAUUCCUGAAGAGUGGGAUGCCAUGGAGGAAACGAUGCGUGUUAAAGUGGUGGAGCUAAAAUCAGAAAUGAAGGAAUAUAAAAAAGUCCAGGAUAUGUUUAACCAAACAAGCAAGGGAUAUACCAUUCAAAAGAUUGAGAGGAUACAAAAUCCCUUCUAUUGGCAGGCAUACCAAAUAAAAAAGCAGGAGAUGGAUGCUAAGAAUGGCAAAGUAAAUAAUGAGAUGCUUCUUUUUCAUGGAACAGCCAGUACAUCAUUAACCCUCAUUAACAGCACUGGCUUUAACAGGAGUUAUGCUGGAUUGCAUGCUGCCUGUUUCGGAAAUGGAACUUACUUUGCUGUGAAUGCCUCUUAUUCUGCCCACAAUACCUAUUCGCAACCAGAUGCAUCUGGGACAAAAUACAUGUACCUUGCCAGAGUGCUUGUGGGAGAAUAUUGUGUUGGGUCAAAAGGAUUAGUCGUCCCGUAUCAAAAAAGCGGGACUGAUCCAACUGAUCUGUAUGACAGUGUAACCGAUCACCUGACCACCCCCUCCCUUUUUGUAAUUUUCAACGACAUCCAAGCAUAUCCAGAGUAUCUCAUUACAUUUAAGUAAUCUCUACUUCCAUAACUUGAUUAAUUGAACUAAUAAUGCAAAAAAUAAAAACAAUUGGAUUAUAUAUUCAUAUGCCUUUGUAAGAAAAACAUGUAUAUCUGAAUGAAUAAAAUAAUGCGCCAUUCAAAAGAUAUGAAA
Crotalus tigris (Tiger rattlesnake) is the source of this 6404-nucleotide messenger RNA. RefSeq names its product protein mono-ADP-ribosyltransferase PARP14-like. Gene Ontology annotation, biological process: negative regulation of gene expression. Gene Ontology annotation, molecular function: NAD+ poly-ADP-ribosyltransferase activity; transcription corepressor activity. NCBI's taxonomy places the organism in Eukaryota, Metazoa, Chordata, Lepidosauria, Squamata, Viperidae. The record is from RefSeq and is a predicted model, not a curated record. The transcript has 18 exons. Gene Ontology annotation, cellular component: nucleus; cytoplasm. The coding region runs from base 462 to 6266 and encodes 1934 amino acids.